UCUUUUAAUGUCCCAACAAUAGCCAGCCAGCAAGAAACAUUCUGCAUUCUUCUCCCCUUUCUCCCUCCCUCCCCUUCUCCCACCACCUGCUAUUUUAUAGCCUACCUCUACCCACUCCAUCAUUCUCUCUUCCAUGUAGUCUCUCCUCCUCCUCCUCCUCCUCCCCCACUUCUCUUCACUGAGAUCUAUCCCAGUUCUGGAUUCUUGUGUGUGGUGGACAUGGAGAGAUCAGUUGGGUUCCAGUUGCUGCUUCUCCUUGCUGUCGAAUGGGGAGUACUGCUCACAGCUGCUCACCCCUUCCCUCACCGUGAAAUCUCGGCGCUCGUCGCCCUUAAGCGGGCUGCAUUUGAAGACCCUUUCUCGGUUUUAUCCGACUGGAAUUCCCUUGACGCCAGCCCUUGCAACUGGACUGGUGUGAUCUGCUCCGCGAAUCAAGAUUGUGUGGUUUCGCUAAACCUGUCGGGCUCGUCGCUGAAAGGAUUUCUCGCUCCAGAACUGAGAUAUCUCGGUUGCCUGCAAGAACUGUACUUGAAUAAUAACUUGCUUUUGGGCACAAUACCCAUGGAAAUUGGAAUGAUAAAGAACCUUACUGUGUUGGACUUGAGUGUGAAUCGCCUCACCGGUCCUAUGCCUCCUAAACUUGGAGACUUGACCAGCAUCAUGAAAUUAGAUCUCCAUUCCAAUGGGUUGACUGGCGAUAUACCACCUGAACUUGGUAAACUGGAGAAUCUUGUGGAGUUACGACUAGACAGAAAUAGACUCGAGGGACAAAUUCCCGGAUCCACUAAUUCAAAUUUCUCUGCUACCUUGCAUGGCAUGUACACAUCUGACAAGAGACGAACUGGACUUUGCCAAUCAACCAAACUAAGGAUUGGCGAUUUUUCCUUCAAUUUUUUAGUUGGACAAAUACCAUCAUGCUUGAAGUAUCUUCCAAGGUCAAACUUCCAAGGAAACUGUUUUGGGGAUAAAUACUCAGUUUUGCAGCGUAGUCCUCAAUUAUGUGGCUCAGACAAAUACCAAGGAUUAGCCAAGGAGACUGAUAAACAAUCUACUGAAGGGCAAAAACACCAGGGUCCACAACAGCCAGAAUGGCUUCUGAUUCUUGAGGUCACUACAGGAGUUAUUGUGGUCGUCUGCAUUAUAACAGGAAUUGCUACCGCUGUUAGGUCUUGUAAGCUAAAAUCAUUUGUGAGAAUCCCCUGGAAGAAAACUAGGAAUUGGAAUGAUGAGACACCAAUAUUGAUAGAUGGAGAAUUGUUGAAAAAUGUCCCAGGAUUUAGCCGAGAAGAACUUGAAAUAGCUUGUGAGGACUUCAGCAAUAUAAUUGGAUCUUCUCCGGAUAGUAUAGUCUAUAAAGGAACAAUGAAGGAUGGGACAGAAGUUGCCGUCAUCUCCCUCUGCAUCUUAGAAGACCAAUGGACAAGCUGUCUUGAGUUCUCCUUUCACAAUAAAGUGGCAGAUCUGGCUAGGUUGAACCAUGAGAAUAUAGCAAAAUUGCUAGGUUAUUGUAAAGAAAGUGAAACUUUCUCAAGGAUGCUGGUGCUUGAUUAUGCAUCUAAUGGGACAUUAUAUGAGCAUCUGCAUUAUGGUGAUGGAUCCCAGUUAUCUUGGCUUAGACGCAUGAAAGUAAUACUAGGUGUUGCUCGUGGGUUGCGGUACUUGCACACGGAAUUGCAACCACCAUUUGUGUGCUGUGAACUGAGUUCAAAUGCAGUAUACCUUACUGAAGAUUUUUCUCCAAAGUUGGUUGAUUUUGAGAGCUGGAAAAUGAUAUUCUCAAAGUCUAAGAAGAAUGACGGUUAUAUUACUGAUGGGCUCUCGCUUCCUGGAUACAUUGAUUCUCAAGAGCAACAAGACAUGAUAAUACAAGAAAACAUAUUUGCUUUUGGAGUACUUUUACUGGAAAUAAUCAGUGGAAGGCCUCCAUAUUGCAAAGAAAGAGGGUGUUUGGUAAAUUGGGCCACAGAGUAUCUUCAACACUCAGAAGAGAUAGGAAAACUAGCAGAUCCUGAACUGAAAAAUGUGAAGUCAGAAGACCUUGGAGUUAUAUGCAGUGUGAUUAGCCUCUGCAUCGAACCUGAUCCUACGAAGAGACCAUCGAUGCAAAUAAUAUGUGCUGUGUUGGAGAAUGGGAUCGACUUGUCAGCAGCUGCCCUUCUCAAGGAAUCUCCUUUGGCAUGGGCAGAGCUAGCCUUGUCUUCAUAGGUAUCCUCCUUCCACCAUGUAAAUCGAUAGCAUACACAGGAAAUACCUGAUUUCAGCUUGACUUGAUCAUUUGUUUUUCCCCUUGGAUGUAAAAUUGUGCCUAGAGGUGAAUGCAAGGCACAGAAAGAUUGUAUUGUAUACACUUCAUUGUUUGGCAACCAUUGAGAUGAUAAAUAUAUGAAAGUGAGUUAACUAUUGUUUGGCA
Molecule: messenger RNA, 2410 nt
Organism: Musa acuminata subsp. malaccensis (wild Malaysian banana)
Lineage: Eukaryota; Viridiplantae; Streptophyta; Magnoliopsida; Zingiberales; Musaceae
Product: probable LRR receptor-like serine/threonine-protein kinase At1g63430
Biological process (GO): protein phosphorylation
Molecular function (GO): ATP binding; protein kinase activity; protein binding
Source: RefSeq, a predicted model, not a curated record